AUGCAAUCUACCCGAAAGUCCGACGGACAGUCCAAGUCCAAGAGGAUCAUCACUCCCGCCCGACGGGACCAGAAUCGUCGCGCGCAGCGGGCUUACCGACAACGACGGAGAGAGAUUCUUGCCGAAAAGCAGGGACAGGCUGCUUCGAAACGGGAGUUGAGACCCGCGACUGCGCCGAAAGGCACGACGGCGAAAAGUCUGGACGUAGCUAGGAAAACCAUGCCAGCGAUGCUGACAGUAGAUCAUUUCUUUCCUCCGCGUAAUCCAUCUAGCAAUCGCGACGAGGAAGAGAACGUCAGAGACGAAGUACCGGAGAUUCCACCACCCCUAUUCAACACAUACACCCUCCUCCUCACAGCCUGCGUCUACAACGCCGCAGCCCUCGGGAUCAGCAUCGACCAAUUCUCCAGCUACAAUUGCAUGUCCCUGUGCUCGCCUUUCUACCGUCCCUACACCGCCAUGUCGGCCGAUCCGUCAUUACUCCUAGCUACAGUUACUCGCCCAGCCAUCCCAAUCCACCUCCGCCCGACUCUCCCCCAGAUUCUCUUCCCGCAUCACCCGCUCCUUGAUCUCCUGCCGCUGCCGGCGCUGCGAGCAAAAGCAAUUACCUUUUCUGCAACCGCGCCAUCCCUCCUCGACGCGGUCGAGUUUAAACGAGAUAUCGUCGAGAGGGGUGGGAUCGUAUGCUCGUCUGAGUCUGCCAGAGGGCUGCAACCGUGGGAUAUGCGUGCCUGGACAAUUGCGCCGUGGUUUAGUAGGAAGUGGCGGCUGCUUUCUGAGUCUGAGAAUCUCGCAUGCUCGUCUACAUAG
Aspergillus pseudoviridinutans is the source of this 810-nucleotide messenger RNA. RefSeq lists its product as uncharacterized. Lineage: Eukaryota; Fungi; Ascomycota; Eurotiomycetes; Eurotiales; Aspergillaceae. Gene Ontology annotation, molecular function: DNA-binding transcription factor activity. The record is from RefSeq and is a predicted model, not a curated record. Bases 1 to 810 code for a protein of 269 amino acids. The transcript is spliced from 2 exons. Gene Ontology annotation, biological process: regulation of DNA-templated transcription.